AAGACCGCUUCAUUUGGGAAAACUCAUUUGGCUUCUUCGUUGCACCGUCUCAUCAACGAACACGAAGAAAUAUCUUCUGGAGAGGAUCACCGGAACUCUCUCCCGUUAUUUCGUCGACCGGCACGAUGAGCGCGACUUCUACUCCUACUCCUUCUCCUCCUCCUUCGGCGGAAGGGCCGCCAAAUGGUACGCGUCCGGCUCCUCCACCACCGAAAGGUCUUCCGCCAGGGGUUAUCGCUGUGCUUGUAGUAGGAAUAGCCUUGGGUGCAAUGAUGGUGCUGAUCGUCGUUGGUAUUUUUGUAAUUUACAGGAGGAAGCGGAAGCUUCCACAGAACAACCAUGACGGUCCUUUCUCACCUCAACCGCAAGAACCAAAAGUUGACGAUCAGCAAUGGCGACAGAAUGUUCCCCAACUCACAAUUCUGCCAACAAAUACCCCUCCCAAUCCAUCUUUGAAGAAUGUUCGUCCAUCUACUGAAUCUUCUUCAACUAGUGGUAGCUUGGGCUCAGAGAAACCGCUUCCCCCAUUAGGGUCACCUGGAAUGGUCCUAGGCUCUCCACAGAGUUCAUUUACUUAUGAAGAAUUGGCAUCAGCAACAAAUGGUUUCUCUGAUGCUAACCUCAUUGGUCAAGGAGGUUUUGGUUACGUUCAUAAGGGAGUGCUUCCAAAUGGGAAAGUAGUGGCAAUUAAGCAGCUUAAAGCUGGGAGUGGGCAGGGUGAGCGUGAGUUUCGUGCAGAAGUUGAGAUCAUUAGCCGUGUGCAUCACAGACAUCUUGUUUCACUGGUUGGUUACUGCAUCAUUGGGGAGAGGAGAAUGCUUGUGUAUGAGUUUGUUCCAAACAACACAUUGAAAUUUCAUUUGCAUGGAAAUGGGAGUGCAGUUAUGAGCUGGAGAAGCCGAAUGAGAAUUGCUUUGGGAGCAGCUAAAGGAUUGGCAUAUUUGCAUGAAGACUGUCACCCCAAGAUCAUACAUCGUGAUAUCAAAUCAGCUAAUAUUCUUCUCGAUGAAAGCUUUGAAGCAAAGGUUGCAGAUUUUGGACUGGCAAAGUUUUCUCUUGAUACUGACACUCAUGUUUCAACUCGAGUGAUGGGAACUUUUGGUUACUUAGCUCCAGAGUAUGCCUGUACUGGGAAGCUCACUGAUAAAUCAGAUGUCUUCUCCUUUGGGGUUGUGCUUUUAGAGAUGAUUACUGGACGUCGCCCUGUUAAUAGAACCAGAGAUGAAAGCGUGGUUGAUUGGGCAAGGCCUUUGCUCUCACAAUUUACGGAAACUGGUAACCUUGAAGCUCUUGUUGAUCCAAGUUUGGAGAAGAAUUAUGACUCCAGUGAAAUGACUCGAAUGAUUGCUUGUGCUGCUGCCUGUGUGCGCCAUUCAGCAAAGCUUCGUCCCCAAAUGAGCCAGAUAGUCCGGGCUUUGGAAGGUAAUUUGGCGCUGGAUAAUCUGAAUGAGGGAAUGAUCCCGGGAUAUAGCAUGACUUUUAGUUACCAUGAAGGCUCUGAUUACGGCUUUACUGAGUACUAUGAAGACGUGAAGAAAUUCAAGAAGAUGGCACUAGAAAACCAAACGCUGGGUAGCAAUGAAUGCAGCGGCCUGACCAAUGAGUCUGGUGUCAACCCACGUGUCUCCAGCACUGAAGGCCAACCAACUGCCAAAGAGAUUGAAUUGCUGAAAAGGAAGAAAGAAACCAAUGAUUCAGGUGAAGGCUCUUGAAGGUCAAUAUGAUUGAUUUCUUUCAAAACCAUCAUUCUUUACCAUCCAUCUCCAUGGAAACAGCCUCAGUCCGAGUGAAUAACCUUGUUAACUUACAUUGGUGAUUGAGUUGCAUUCUUCUCCUCAUGGAUUUUGUUUUCCAUGCCUUCUGAAAGUCUUUGCUGAAAGAUCCGGGGUUUGGGAGUUUGGAUGGAUUUUGAAAUUCUACUGUAGAUUUGUCAAUUUAAGGCUUUGUUCUCAUUUUUCCUUGUAUAUUUAUGGCCCAAUGAAAAUGUCCUGUAUAUAUUUUUAUGUAGUUAAACCAUGACACUGUUUAGUUCAUGGCCAGACCAGAAUCUUAGCGUCAGUGUGGUUCUACUCCUAACUUCUAUACAACAGCUUAGGAUAUGUUUGGUUUGAGGGUAAAGGAGGAGAGGAGAGAAAAUUUCACUAUUUAGUUACCCAAAAAAGUUGAAGGGGAGGUAAGUCAUUUAGUUUAGGGAUUAUUCCAUAUUCCAUGAUUUGUUUAUCUGGUCUUUCACUUUGUAAGUUUGUAUUUUUUGUCACUUAAGAAACAGAGCCAUGUUUAUAUAUAGAUAAUUACCCAUGUUGAAUUGAAAUUAAUUGGAGUCAAAUUU
Rubroshorea leprosula is the source of this 2329-nucleotide messenger RNA. The record is from the annotation of a GenBank genome assembly. Lineage: Eukaryota; Viridiplantae; Streptophyta; Magnoliopsida; Malvales; Dipterocarpaceae.